Messenger RNA from Phyllopteryx taeniolatus (common seadragon), 564 nucleotides. It is a transcript of the gene map1lc3c, whose product is annotated as microtubule-associated protein 1 light chain 3 gamma. The record is from RefSeq and is a predicted model, not a curated record. Gene Ontology annotation, biological process: macroautophagy; autophagosome assembly; autophagy of mitochondrion. Bases 19 to 486 code for a protein of 155 amino acids. Gene Ontology annotation, cellular component: autophagosome membrane; autophagosome; cytosol. The transcript is spliced from 4 exons. NCBI's taxonomy places the organism in Eukaryota, Metazoa, Chordata, Actinopteri, Syngnathiformes, Syngnathidae. Gene Ontology annotation, molecular function: ubiquitin protein ligase binding.
CCACGUGCUAAUCAGCUGAUGCACCGCAGCCGAGGGCGCGCGAGUGUAUUUACGCACUCCGUCAUCGUGAUCAUCAUCAUCAUCGUCAUCAUCAUGCCUCCGCUCGAGAGGAGCCAGCAGCUGCGCAGCAAAUCAUUCAAGCAGAGGAAAAGCUUCGCCACCAGGAAGCAAGAAGUGGCCGGGAUCCGCUCCAAAUUCCCCAACAAGAUCCCGGUGAUCAUCGAGCGCUACGAGCGGGAAAAGUUUCUUCCCCCUUUGGACAAAACCAAGUUUCUUGUUCCACACGAACUCACCAUGAACCAGUUUCUCACCAUAAUCAGGAACCGCAUGGCGCUGCUGCCCUCCCAGGCCUUCUACCUGCUAGUGAACAACAGUGGUCUGGCCAGCAUGACUCUUAGCAUGGCUCAGGUCUACAGGGACCACCAGGACGACGAUGGCUUCCUCUACAUGACCUACGCCUCUCAGGAGAUGUUUGGGCAGCUUUAGCACAAACGUACCAAAUUCGUAUGUAAAUAUAUAAAAAUGUUUUGUGUAUUUUAAUAAAUAAAUCUUAUGUAUACAUCA